GGAGUUGAAGUGAAGCAAAUGCAAGAAGGAAUAUUUAUAUCACAAAAGAAGUAUGCAGAAGAAAUUUUAAGAAAAUUCAGAAUGGAAGAUUGCAAGCCGGUAGCCACUCCAGCAGAACCAGGAGUCAAAUUAAGUGUGAAUUCAACAAGAGAGCAAGUGAAUCCGACGUUGUUCAAAAGCAUAGUUGGAAGUCUGAGGUAUCUGACUAUCACACGACCAGACAUAACAUACGCUGUGGGAUUGGUAAGCAGAUUCAUGGAGAAUCCAAAACAAGAUCAUUGGAUUGCAGCAAAAAGAAUCCUCAGAUAUGUCAAAGGUACAACAGGUCAUGGUUUAUUCUACACGCAUUCAGAAAAUUCGAAGCUAGUUGGUUAUUCUGAUAGUGAUUAUGGGGGAGACUUAGACGAUCGAAAAAGCACAACUGGAUAUCUCUUUCAUAUCGGCUCUGCAGCAUUUUCAUGGUUAUCAAAGAAGCAACAAACGGUAGCUCUUUCAACAUGUGAAGCAGAAUACAUAGCCGCAGCAGCGUGCACUUGCCAAGCAAUGUGGUUAAGGAAUAUUUUGAAGGAGCUAAAUUUGGCGCAAGAAGAACCGAUUAAAAUCUAUGUCGACAACAACCAUCUUUCUUGA
Molecule: messenger RNA, 630 nt
Organism: Hibiscus syriacus
Lineage: Eukaryota; Viridiplantae; Streptophyta; Magnoliopsida; Malvales; Malvaceae
Product: secreted RxLR effector protein 161-like
Exons: 2
Coding region: 19-630 (203 amino acids)
Source: RefSeq, a predicted model, not a curated record